AUACUCCAGUAAAUCACUAUCAUUCCCCUUGAGACAAACCUAGAAGAUCCUUCCACUGAAACCAUGGUCAACUCCUGUUGUGGCUCCAUCUGCUCUAACCUCAGCUGUGGCCAAGACCUCUGUCAGGAGACCUGUUGUGCUCCCAGCUGUUGCAGACCAAGCUGUUGCCAGUCUGUGUGCUGCCAACCAAGCUGCUGCCAAACUACUUGUUGUCGCCCAACUUGCUGUGUGUCCAGCUGCUGCCAACCCUGCUGCCGCCCCACUUGUUGUCGGCCAGCCUGUUGCCAGACCACUUGCUGCAGAACUACCUGCUGCCGCCCCAGCUGCUGUGUGUCUAGCUGCUGCAGACCAAGGUGCUGCCAGUCUGUUUGCUGCCAGUCUAGUUGCUGCCGCCCUUCCUGCUGCCAGUCUAGUUGCUGCCGCCCUUCCUGCUGCCAGUCUAGUUGUUGCCGCCCUUCCUGCUGCCAGUCUAGUUGUUGCCACACAACUUGCUGUCGCCCCAGCUGCUGUGUGUCCAGCUGCUGCCGCCCUUGCUGCCGCCCCAGCUGCUGUGUGUCCAGCUGCUGCCAGCCCUGCUGCAGACCUACUUGCUGCCAGACCACCUGCUGCAGAACCACCUGUUGCCGCCCAGCCUGCUGUGGCUCCUCCUGUUGCUGAAUCCCCAGCCCUCUAGCCAUCUUGCCAUCAGUUGUGGCUUUUAUAAGAAACACACAGAUUGAUUUCUAUCCAUCUCUGAGAUCUACACAGGAAGAACAUGUUGACACGGAUCUACUAUGAGACAACUAUGAAAAAUUAGGUCCAUUGUCUGCAUAAGUUUGAUCUGCUUUUGUUACCUUUUUUCCCUCUCUUCAGAGUAUGGAUUAGCUAUCAGUCUUGAAUAAGAUGAUUAAAAAGAUACAUUAUUCUGCCGACUCUGAGACCUUUCAUUCAAACAAUAUAGCAAAGUGCUGUCAUAGGAAAUGAGAAUAAGAAUGUUUCUUCCUAGCAUUUAUUAAGUCAAACACCAGUGCAAAAAGGUCUAUGAAGGAGAAAUUAUUGAAUCCAGACUCAUCCAAAUCAUAAUUUUGUCACAUACUAUUGCUUGAAAUUUUUGUAAUAAAAAUAUA
Messenger RNA from Monodelphis domestica (gray short-tailed opossum), 1106 nucleotides. Lineage: Eukaryota; Metazoa; Chordata; Mammalia; Didelphimorphia; Didelphidae. The record is from RefSeq and is a predicted model, not a curated record.